Ficedula albicollis (Collared flycatcher) is the source of this 3496-nucleotide messenger RNA. RefSeq names its product HPS6, biogenesis of lysosomal organelles complex 2 subunit 3 (gene HPS6). The transcript has a single exon. The annotation marks the transcript as partial. Lineage: Eukaryota; Metazoa; Chordata; Aves; Passeriformes; Muscicapidae. Gene Ontology annotation, cellular component: BLOC-2 complex; lysosomal membrane. The record is from RefSeq and is a predicted model, not a curated record. Gene Ontology annotation, biological process: melanocyte differentiation; lysosome localization; protein localization to membrane.
CCCAGCCGAGGCCACUGGCUGCGGGAGUUGCUGUGCCGCGGAGAAGAGCUCAGCCGCGUCCAGUCCAGCCCCGACGGGCAGCAUCUCCUGCUCCUGCAGAAGAGCCGGGUGGUGGCCUUCCAGCGCCACAGCAUCGCUGGAGCCGACCUGGAGCGGAGCUGGCAGCCGCCCCAGCCGGCCCCGGUGGGACUGCUCUUCCUGCAGAGCCCCGCGGCACCGGGCUCCUGGGUGCUGGCCGUGGUGUGGGAGCAUGGCCGGACCGAGGUCUGGCACUUCGUGGUGGCCGUGGGCUGGCAGCUGCUGCAGACGCUGGAGCUGUGCCAGGGUGCCCGGGCACGAGUGGUGUCGGUGUGCAGCCAGGGAGCCAGCCUGGUGUGGUGUGAGGAGAGGCCGCCGCUGGGUGCCCACUCGGACAUGAGCAAGUGUGCCUUCAGGUUCUGCGUCUGUGCCCGCGCUCUGGAGGUGGGGGAGCAAGGCGUGCGGCUGGGCGCGGUGAGGAUAGUCCUGCACAACAGCCCCGAGUACCGGGUCCUGGCCUCUCCCCAACACGUCUUCCUAGUGCCUGCUGCUGCUGGCUUUGCCACCACUUCCAAAUUCCUCCUCAUCUGGCAUCCAGAGAAGGCGGAGUUCAUCAUCACAGCCCCCUCUGCAGGCUUCAUCCACAGCAAGGUGCUGCGCUCCAGCAGCGAGUCAGACUUCAGGAAGCUCCUCCUGGGUUCUGUGGGGCUUCUCUCAGGUUUUGCACCUCUGGACAUUCACACUUCCACUGUGUCCAACAGCGGGGGUCUGCUGCUGGUGAGCACAAAGGGUUCUGUGAGUAUGGUGGAGACAGACGGGACACAGAGGCAUAUCUUUGACCUGGAGGGCGGUCCCCUGGCCCAAGGAAGUUCUGUCCAGCUGAAGACCUUUGGCAGCAUCCUGGCCUGCGUGCUGGCUGGAGUACUGUACCUUGUCGACCAGAACAGUGGAAGGCUUGUAGAAAAGGAAGUCCUGAGCAUGAAAGAAGUGCAUUUCCUGGAGUCACAGGGAGAGGAGGACAGUAUCCAGCUCCUCAGUCAGACUGGCAUUUACAGCUUUAGCUUUUCCAAACCUGAGGACAGCAGUAGGCCUGAGCCAUGCCUGGUGGAGAUGGUGUUUGAGGAGGCCUGCAGAUAUUACCAGAGGAGGAGCCUCAGCAGCUCCAAGCUUACAGUGGAGAAGUUGAAGAAAGGUGGUACGUUCCAGGCUCCUGUGGUCCUCGCUGCCAUCCUGCAGCACAGCCUCCACCAGAAGCAGAAGCCAGCCCAAGGCCUGCAAGACACUUACGCCAAGCUGUUGAGCACAGUGAGCCUGGAGCUGCAGAGCUACAUGAGCCUGGAGCUCCUCAAGGCUUGUGUGGUGUGUGCCCCGGAGAGUGAGGUGGAAAGCUACUGCAAGGAGCUAGUGGAGCAGGAGGUCAGCCGCAUUCUGCAGUCUGACAUGGACACGGACAACUUGGCCUAUCUGAACUCUGUCUUUGCCUCCUUCCCCAAGGCUGCCUGGAAGGCCAUAAGGAGCUGCCUGCAGCUGCAGCAAAAUGGGGAUGGCCUCUUGGUAGCCAGGGCCACCCCAGAGGUAUGGAAGAAGGUCCUGUGUCAGCCACAGCUGGAGGAGGUGGGUCAGAACGGGAUGGUCCCACUCUUUGAGCUCAUUUGCGCCUCCUUCCUGAGGUUCAGACCCAAGUGGUUGCCCAGCUUUGUGGAGCUGACCCAGCAGUAUGUUAGCAGCUCUUGGUCAUACAGCAGCAAGGAGGGCCCAGAGGGCCGGGUGCCACUGUACAAGAGAGCCCUGGGAGUGCUGGCCCGAAAGAACAAACACGGCGAGGCAGAUGAUGAGAUGGAGCUGGAACUGCUGCUCUGCAGCAAGAGGCCUAAGGCUGUGCUGCAAGCCCUGCACCUUCUCAUCCGUCUCAAGCAGUGGCAGCGGGUGGUGGAGGUGGCAGAGAAGUUCUCCAAACUCAGCCCCUUGCUUAACAAGGAGAUAUUCAUCACACUGCUGGCUGAGUUUGCCCAGCACCGGGAGCUGGACCCUUACCUGGACAGGCUGUGGCCGCUGUGCCCCGCUGAGCUCACUGCCUCAGACAUCCUCACCACGGUCCUGCAGCACCUCCCUCAUUCCCAGGAGGACCCAGUGCCUUUCUCCAGCGAGGGGAACCAGCUGACUGUGGGCUUGCUUAAGCCACUGCUGCAAAGGGUUGUGCAGCGUCCCAGUGUCCAGGACGAGAUGUACUCAGAUGCCCUGCAGAGCACCACUUUCCCCCCUCCCACCCCACCCCGGGAGCACAAAAUCCCCUCAAAAGCAGUAGCUGAUGAUGUUCCUCAGCCAUCCAUGGCAAGGACUUCCUCACCCUCAGCACUGCUACAGGAUGACAGUGUGUGAAGGGAGGAAGGACAACAUCAUGCCAAGCACUGGGUGCACAGGGAAGGGAAAUCCUACCUGUGCUGGCUGUGCAGAAGCCUGCUCCUUUCUGAAGCAUCCCUGAAGCAGCAGCAUCUCAAAGAGCCUGUUGGGUGGCUGGGGUUGGGGGAUCUCCUCUGAGCCAGGGCAGGCUUUCCGGGUAUUCCUAGCAAGUGCAAUUGUGUGUGUGCCAGUGGAGGAGCAAAUGCCAGGUGCAUUUGCAGAUGAAAACGCUGGCUGCACUACAGGACUACAGAAUUGCUCCCUGCCCAAAGCACUUUGUUUUCAGUUUGUUUGACUCCUUUUUAACUCCACUUCUAUAUCCCUGAUCCUCUAGUACUGGUGGUGGAGUGGUAGGCAGGGAUACACAGUCUUCCACCCCCUUUCUCUGCUCAGUGAGUUGGGUGGUACCUUCAAGCUCUGUCUGUGAGAAACAGGGCAUGUUUCUUGCAGCUGGACCACUGAGUCCCGCUGUUUUGGGCUCAGAUGCUGCAUGCCAGUGUGGCACAGCUCCAUGGCACUGGGGGUCCCAGCACACAACGCUAGCAGUUGCAGCACUCCACACGUUUUCUCGCCACAAUUCCUCUGGGAUCAGUCCUGUAGCUGUGACUGAUUGCAGAUACUUAGCUGAAAAGAGCAGCCUAAUUCCCUUAUCUCUCUGUCCCAGGCAGUAUCCAAACUCUCUUCUGAGCUGAGCAGCUUGCAGCAGCCUGCGUGAGCUUGGGGCUGGCCCUGCCUUUCCCUUUCCUUUGUGGGAGCUUAGAUUGUGCUGCAGGACACCCAGACCCUCUGUUCCCAUCUCCUCUGCCUUUGCCCUUUGCAUACAAAGGGGCUUUGUCGGGGUUGUCUGGCUCAUAUUGUGCCUCUGUUUGCAAAAUCACUGUAACUUGAGAGCAGUUUGUGCAGGAAGAUCCAGGUUCCAGCCUCUCAGGUGCCUGGUGCCUGGCCCCCUCCACCAGGAGGGAGACCCUGGCUGUGGCUUUGCCCCUGCAUUUUGGGCUUUGGUGUAAAGGAGCUGUCUGUUGCCUUGUUGGGCUGUGGGAGAUUCACCUGUGUUAAUCCUCUUAAGAGUGGUCUUAAG